This is a messenger RNA of Anas platyrhynchos (mallard), 2854 nucleotides long. It is a transcript of the gene CCDC170, whose product is annotated as coiled-coil domain containing 170. The record is from RefSeq and is a predicted model, not a curated record. Lineage: Eukaryota; Metazoa; Chordata; Aves; Anseriformes; Anatidae.
UGGUGGGACUCAGUAGGUCAGAUGGAUGGUUGGGCUUGAUGAUCUUGAAGGUCUUUCCCAACAUAAACGAUUCUGUGAUUCAGUGGAGGUGGCUUUGUGGUGCAGCGCGUUGCUGUCCUGUUUACAGGGAAAACAAAGAGGUUGUGGCUGUAAGGUCAACGCGCCUGCACCGCUCCUGUUAACUCAAUCUUCAGAUCUCACGUUUGUGCUGCUGACCGGGUGUGUUUUCACUACUGCCCCAUGGCGAGUGGCAACUAGCCCCAGCAGAGGGGCGAGGCAGCAUUUACACGAGACUGGCCCCAUGGUAUGCGCGGCCUCCAUACCCAGCGAGCCGGGCCCGCCCGCGUUGCCUUGGGGACGGAGCCAGCGCGGCGGCCGCCAUCAGCUCCGAGCAGAUUUGGGAAAAAGCUUUCCCGGUCUCCAGGAGUUUUCUGUUGGCUGUUUCUGUGGAGGGCGGCUGGCUGGAACCCGCUCUCACCGAUGCAAAGUCACCUCUUCCUAACAGAGAGGAAAAUGAAAAAUGUUGCUGCUUUAACUUCUGCUUGUAGUAGUAGAGGAAUCAAAGGAAAAAUGGAACCAACAAAGGGAGUGAUGAAAUCCCCACAGGAGUCUCACGAUCACUUUCUUUUGGAUAUUCCUGUCACCAGAGAGCAGAUGAACCGCUAUCGAGCUGCAGCAGAGACUGCUCAAAGCGAACUUGCAGCACUUUCAGUGAAGUAUGAUUGUGCUCAAUCAGAGCUUCUAGAACUCAGGUCCAGAAUGGUCUCUAAGGAAGCCUCUUUUCAAGAGCUGAAGGCUGAAGCUGAACACUACAAGGAAAACAAUGCUAGACAGGCAUCUCUUCUCCUGUCUUUGCAAGCCCGAGUUCGAGAGACAGAGGAAGAGUCCAGUAUGCUUGCCACUUCUAAAAAACAGGCUGAGCUGACAGCACAGGCAGCAUCCAAAGAAAACUGUGAGCUGAAGGAGAAACUUCAUGAGCAAAAUGCCAAACUUAAUAAAUAUUUGAACGAGUGUGAAGAAAGUAAGACACAAGCUUCUAAUAUCAGCAGAAAGUAUGAAGAGCUCCUUUCACAGCUUUCUGAAUUCCUGGACACAGACAUCAGAGAGAAAGAGAAACCACAGGAACACUUAAUGUCAAAGGUCUGUGAAAUUUGUAAAGAAAAUCUGGCACUAAAGGUUCAGGUUGCUGCUCUUCAAGAAGCUAUCGAUGGCCAUGAGAUGGAGUCCAAGGCUAGCAGAGAAACUAUCAUGAGGCUUGUUUCAGAAGCAACCAAAGAGCAGAAAAAGGCAGCAGGAUACUAUCAAGACAUGGAAAAACUUAGUAAGGAUCUUGACAGUGCUAGAAUAGCAAGACAGAGUUUGGAGGCGGACAUCAGAAACCACCAAGAUAAACUCACUGCUAACCAGAAAGCUUGGGAAGCUUCAAAGCAAGAACUUCACACUCUGAAGAAAUCUUUGAGUGAGCUGGAUGAAAGUUUGAAGAGCAGCAAAGAAGAGGCCAGGACUGCUCAAAGUUCUUUGGUGGCUUUCAAAGAGCAAAUUGCUGCCCUUCUCAGCAGUGGAUCGGCAACCGUUAAACCCUCUGGGAAAGCUAUUUUGGAGAGGAUCCAGGAAAUAAACUGCAAAGAGGAGAGUAAAGAGAUAAUGGUAUCUCAGUUUGAAACCCAAAUAGCUAAAUUGACUGAAAGUUUGGAAAAUCAGACCAGAUUGUAUCAAGAAGCUCUGGAGAGAAGCAGAAAAGCUGAAAAACAAUCGGAGACCUUCCAGGAUCAACUGAGAAACUUGGAAGAGGAAUUGCUGUCUAUAGAUAUGAUGCAAGAUGGUUUGAAGCUUGAGAAACAAAAAUAUCUGAUAUUUCUGGAGCAACUUAAUGAGAAGAUGAAGCUGGAUAGUGUAGCAGCAGAUGUUGGAUUUGAUAUGAAUGUGAAUGCAAUUCUAGCCCGGGUAGAACAGUUGGUCAAACUGGAAGGUGAUGCAGUGAUUGAAAACAAGACUAUGGCAUAUAGCCUAAGAAGGAAGUUGAAGACUCAGAAAGAAAAGCUUGAAAGCAAAGAGUUGCACAUGAACCUUCUGCGGCAGAAAAUAACCCAGCUGGAAGAAGAGAAGCAAGUAAGGACAGCCUUAGCAGUGGAGAGGGAUGAGGCCAAUCUCACUGUCAGAAAGUUGCACAAGAUGAUAGAGAGGUUACAGAAGCAGCUUGAUCUGGCCAGGGAAACAAAUACUGAUCUCAAAGCCAAACUGUCUGAAACCAAUGAACUUAAGAUCCAGACUUUGGAGCAGAACAGAACAAUAGAAGAACUUAAUAAGUCUCAAGGCAAACUGGAAAGAAUGAAAGAAAAGGUUGAGAAACAACUAAAUUCUGUCAAAUCUGAACUUCAUUUAAAGGAGCUUAAAGCUACUGAGGAUAAAGAAAAAGCAAAAAAUAUGCUAGAAGCAGUUUCCAGUGAAAUGAAGGUGCUUAAAACAACCCUUGCAGAAUUAACAAGAAGAGAAAGACAGCUGGCAGACUUCCGAGAGGUGGUCUCACGGAUGCUGGGCCUCGAUAUUGCCAGCCUUGCUCUGCCUGACUACGAGAUCAUUACACGUCUUGAGGGGUUGAUUCACUGUCAUCAGCACCAUUUUAUCACCUGUGUCUGUCUCAAAGAUGUGGCAAGGACACAAGAUGAACAUACAAUUUCUUCAUCGAAACACACAUUUUGAGGAAAUCUAAGUAAAAUUCUCUUUUGUUCUUCCCUAUUUGCUAGAUAUGCAUAAAAAAUAGAUCCUUAUUUCUAUUCCCUGCUCUACAGAUACCUACUUGGACUGAUUUUUAGUGUUUCAGUAGAGACUCUGAGCCUAAUUGUUAGUAUAUAGC